Molecule: messenger RNA, 1503 nt
Organism: Periconia digitata
Lineage: Eukaryota; Fungi; Ascomycota; Dothideomycetes; Pleosporales; Periconiaceae
Source: the annotation of a GenBank genome assembly
ACCGCGCUACGGAGAGAGAGGGUGGACCGCAUAUCCAAAGUCCACCGCGCGACUGAAUCCCGAACCUCGAAAUCAGAUCAAGGCACGAGAAGAUCAUACUUUUCGGAUUGCUCAACUUUUGGAGGUUUCGCAGCCUCUUUGAGAGCUUCCAAAAUGGCCGAAAAGUCUGGUUCACCAAGCCGCAAAAUAUGGCUUGACGGUCUACGUGGUACUGCAGCUCUCAUAGUGGCUUUCUUCCACCUCACCACUGGCAGUCUCGCAAUGCCGUAUCGUUCGUUCUGGGAUUCGCCAGCGUCCGAAAAUCGUCAUUUCAUCCAAAUCGCACCGUUGCGCGUUAUCAUCGCCGGUCAAGCCAUGGUGGACAUUUUUUUUGUAGUCUCCGGCUACUCCAUCUCGACUGGACUCAUCAAACUUCGCAACGAAGGCUCCAUGACGGAUUUCUACCGAAAAUUGACAAGCAGCGUGGUUCGAAGGAUAUUUCGACUGAGCUUCCCAGUUGUAGUCAUGAUGCUGAUCAGCCAUGUGCUAUUCUACGGCGGGACUUAUGCUCUCGAGUUUGGAGAAGGACAGGGCUGUCCAGAGGCAAAACCUUGGGGCUCGCCUAUACCCCACAUAGAGUGUUUAGUGCGGUCUUUUGUUUCUAUUGUGAACUUGCAGAGUAGCCAGGACAUGACGCUCAACAACCACUUCUGGACCAUCCCAGUAGAGAUUCGUGGGUCUAUGAAGGUCUACUUGGCUCUUCUUGGACUCUCGACCGUCGGCGAGAAAGCGCGGCUCAUGGUCUUGGGACUACUAGUUGUCAGAUUCGGAUGGAACGGCAACCCGGAGUUCUUAGCUUUCUUCGCGGGCUUGCUAUAUGCUGAGCUUGAUGCUAGGCGCAAGCAUCAUGAACUUCAGUUGACAUCUCCACUGUCAAGCUGGAGCAACAAAGAUUACCUCGUUCCCAAAGCUAGCCGGACUCGACUGGUCACUGCUCUUCGUUAUUUCGUCUUUGCUUUGGGAUUCUAUCUCAUUUGUCUCCCGGUCCCGAUGUGGCAUGAAGGCGAUAUCACCCCUACUUUCUCCCCAGAUUGGAACUUUCUCACAAUAAUUCCACCGCUUCCUUGGUGGGAUUGGGAGAUCAAGAUGCGGACCUGGCAUACCAUUGGCGCGAUCGUAAUUGUUGGCGGCAUGCGUCACUUACCUCGUAUACGGGCACCUUUUGAGUGGAAAGCGGCGCAGUUUCUGGGUCAUAUCUCGUUCAGUUUGUAUCUAUGCCAUCAAACUGUGUACAGAAUCAUGUUGAACAGGUUGCUGAGUUGGACUAGUCUAGGCUUGAGUGGUUUGGACUACUGGGGCGCGAAGUAUCAGGGGCGAGAUGGAAUUGUGUUCGCAGCUUGGGUGAUAUCAACUGCUGCGAUUGGUGUGGUGACAAUUAUGUUUAGCCGGUAUCUAGCAAACUCAGUUGAUCAGCGAAGUGUUAGCAUUGGAUUUCGUGUUGAGAAGUUCUUAGUUAGGAUGUAG